Messenger RNA from Phycomyces blakesleeanus NRRL 1555(-), 4782 nucleotides. RefSeq lists its product as hypothetical. Lineage: Eukaryota; Fungi; Mucoromycota; Mucoromycetes; Mucorales; Phycomycetaceae. The transcript has 9 exons. The record is from RefSeq and is a predicted model, not a curated record. Gene Ontology annotation, biological process: phosphorelay signal transduction system. The coding region runs from base 1 to 4782 and encodes 1593 amino acids.
AUGGCAGAACAUUCAGAUUCAUAUGCUCUGCCUACAAAAGACAAACCAAAGGACUCGACAUUCCCAACCGCGUCCAAUUCAAAACAAGAAGAUCUCAAGCCCAUCCUUUCGAGAUUAGUCUCUGAAGAAUGGUUGCCAGCAACUCACCGUCAAAGACCCCGACUGAGCUAUCUGAGGUCAGCCUGGGGAUCUCAGGACUUGCGGGCCAUCAAGGCAAAACGACCACUUUCAAUAGAACUACCUCGAAUAGACGCCUGGCCUACCACAACUGAAGAUCUCUACAGCGGCCUAGAACAAGAAAUAAACUGUCUGACCACAAUAGGCCUGUCUUUAUCUGUCAUCGGCCCUUUGGCUGUCCUCGGCAUUAUUAGGCUUGACAACUUUAUUUUUCAAAUAGCCAUCACCGCCCUGUUGAUAUUGAUGUGCAUCUGGUGGCUCAUCAUGUCAAUUCUCUGGAUACGCUCCCCUGCCAGUCUAGAAAUAUACCUCAAGUGGGCUACCCAUAGCUCCCUUCUUAGCACAGCAAUAACCAUCUCGGCAAUAAUCCCCUGGCCUACUAUAUUCCAUGCAACAAAUACCUCUCUCUCAACAAUAAAAUCAGCAUCUCUAUCAUCUCUAUCAUCAGCAUUAUCCUCCUCAUCACCAUCAUCCUUGUUAUCUUUAUCAUCAUAUCUAUCAUCUGCAUCAAUAUCCUGGCUGCCGUGGUUGUGGACCCUGCCGCUCUACAAAUUGGCCCCUGUGUUCACAGCUAUGGCCGGGUCCACUUUUCUCUAUCUUGCCAUGCGCUUUGACUGGAUCUCAAGUCAAACCGCCGCACGUCUCCGAAUCCACUUGGAACAGGAACACGAUCGUCUGCAGACCGUCGUAUGCGAUGCAGUCGAGGAGGAACUCUGCACCCGCCAGACAUUCCUCUCUACAGUCGGUCAGGAGAUCCAGGACGCCGCCUUGAUGAUCAUCACGACCCUCGAGCAAUUCUCACCAGCCAGUAUUCUUUCAAACACCUAUGAGCUAUUGAGCGCAUGCUCAAUUGCAGUCCCGAUCGCCAGUAUAUCGGCCAUCAAUACAUCUGUCAAACAAGUCUGUCACGUUAGCUCCCACCUCGAACUUGUCGCCCGUCUCCUAAGAGAAGGCUCGACAUCCUCAGCAGAUGACAGUAUCCAGAGUCUUGUCAGGCAGGAGUUUGAUAUCGGCGACAUGGUGCAGAAUGUUGGGGAUGCCCUGGCAGGCAUGGCGUCCAAGCUGGAUGUCAAAUUGGUGAUCUAUCAUGCAGACAAUGGCCUCCACCACACCCACGUGGUUGGCGAUGAAGGUGCAAUGCGCCAUGCUCUCUUGGAUCUCCUUCACAAUAUCCUCGAGGGGUGUACCCCGGGCGCAUGCAUCGAACUCGGACUCAAUAUCACAACAACAGACACAGAUCAAUUCAAGAUUGCUUUCGAGAUCACUCACACGACCUCACCUGCAAUUCCAGAUGGCCUCACCACAGCUUGUUUACCAAACGCAAAUUUGACUGCCCGUUUAUUGCAUUAUAUUGGGGCUAGUCUCUCUGUGGACGACAUCAGCCAGAACAAAACACGUUUUGAUGUCGUUCUUGAGAUGGAAGCCGGGCACGAGGACCACAGCCACAAACCCCUGUUCCUUAGAAAUGCAUUCUCGGCCUCGCAGAAACACUACUCGGCAAUCAAGUUCUCAAAUGAACCUACGCUCAAGGAACUCUGUCGGUUUAUCGAGAAUCUGCGUGGCCUCAAAAUCGUCUUGCACGCAUCUGAGCAAAGCGUUUUCUCAAAACAUCUGACAAGCUGUCUCGCAAGCUGGAACACAGACAUCAGUCAUGUUCCUAUUGACUAUUCCACCGAAGGAACCGAAGAUGAAUGGAGUCUGUCUGGAGUGUCUGGGGACGAUAUAACCCCUGGAUCAGAAAUCAGUCAGCGCUCGACAACAGCACCCACAACAUCAUUCUCGGGUACUGGUUAUCUAGAUUCGAAUAUUCACACGCCUCCAUUACAACCCCAACCCCAACAACAACAACAGCAGCAGCAGCAGCAACAGCAACAGCAACAGCAACAAUCAUUAUUAUCAGCAUCGGCAUUAUCAGCAUCAUCAUCAGCAUUACCAACAUCAUCAUCAGCAGCAGCAUUAUCAUCACCAUCAUUAUCAUCACUGCCGCCACAAGCACGUCCUACGCCACCAAUCCCUACACCUGCAAUCGAAGAAGAACAUCUGCACUCCCUUCCGCCUGCAUUUAUCCUAAUUGACGACGACAUCCUCACCUUGGAACGCAAGCUGCACGAUUUCCGUACCCAGCCUCCUGCAUCGGCAAACACACUUCAGAAUCACCAAAACAUCCGCCGCCACAAACGCUCCAAGUCAAGCACGUAUCACAAUCCCAACCAUCAUAACCACCACCAUUACCAUCCUUCCCAGAACUUCUUCCAUCAAGGCACGACUGCCAUCAUCCACUUUACGUCGCUGACAAACUACAAACGAGUCCGGGACUCUGUACAGUUCUUUUCGUCGUCCACACAGCAAUUGCCGUUCUCCAUGCCUCGGGUGGUCGUUGUGCCCAAACCGGCCGGACCACGACGCUUCCUGACGGCUCUGCACACAGCGUGGAACAACUCGGUAGUCGAGCCCCACUUUUUACCGAUUGCCACCUCUCCUUCGAGCCCAUGUCCGCCGACAUUUGGAAUGGUUGCGAUGCAGAACAGCAAUAACACCGGCGGCGGGUCUUCGCCCGUGACCAAUCUCUAUGAUCCCGAACGCACUGGGCAGUUGAGGUCGUCUCCUGGAGAAUCGAGUAUCCGACGACGGCCGGGAAGUGGUCUAUUCAGCCCUCCGCACAUGGCAAGCGAUUCUGGCGCACAUGAGUCGAAUUACUUUUUUGAUUCUGGAGCCGUAGCUUCCAAUAAUAUGAACAUCAACGGUGCUGGGAUGUCUGGUAUUACUUCAAAUGUGCCGCUGGGUGUACCUCUGGGAUCACCUGUGCUGGGUGCCACACUAUUGGGCUCUGUGCGCAACCUCGGCCCCACCCGACGUAGAUCACACGCGGAACUGAACCCUGGUGGCGGUUCUAAUCCUUCUGGAUCUGGAAACACCAAUAGCAACAAUUGUGGUGUAGCACCUUCAGAUUACCUGACAAGUGGUGGUGCGCCCACCCUUGCUGGGUUAGUCCAUGGACUUGGACACACUCCAUUUGGGCAGGGAUCAUCGCCUUCAAAACUUAAUCCCAGUAUGAUUAUUAAUCCUAACAACUUGCAAUCGCCAGCUCUUCCGAACUCACAGCAACCUCAGCAAGACCAGACUACAUCGCCGUCCUUGGUGUGUGACGGACAACAUCUUGUGACAUCUCUACCGCCAAACGAGGCCGUAAAUUCGACCGCCAAAAAACCAAAACCAAACAACAUUAAACUCAAUAAGAAGCGGCGUAAAGGGAAGAAUACGGCGUUUGCGAGCGUUGUGAAUCCACCUAUCAAUGUGUUGAUUGUUGAAGAUAACAUUAUCAAUCAGGCUAUUCUGUCUGCUUGGAUGAAGAAACACAAAAUCAAGUUCUCUGUUGCCAGCAAUGGACAAGAGGCAGUCGAAAAGUGGAAACAAGGUGGAUUCCACUUGGUGCUGAUGGAUAUUCAACUGCCUGUAAUGGACGGUAUCCAGGCAACAAAGAUGAUUCGGUCGAUUGAAAAAGAGCAAAAGAUUGGUGUUCUUCCAAUGUCAUCAUCAUUCCUUCGCCAACAACAACUUGGACAAUCUACUAGUGGAACCACCGCUACAGCUACUACUGCUACUGCUACUAUAAGCACUAGCCCUACCAAAAAUAUCAGUGGUAGUAACGGUGACCUCAAGAUAAACAACGAUAGCAAUAUCAGCAACAGUGGUACAUAUCUGGACAUCAAUGAGGAGGCUGAGGAGGAGGGUCUGGCACCGUUUGAUAUUACCAAAAAGGGCGAGGAACUUCCGCCUUCGACGUUUAGAUCACCUGUGAUUAUUGUGGCUUUGACGGCAUCAUCACUCGAAUCCGAUCGACACGCAGCUCUUGCAGCAGGAUGCAAUGACUUUUUGACCAAGCCGGUGAGCCUGGAGUGGUUGGAGAAGAAGAUUGUGGAGUGGGGAUGUAUGCAAGCGCUGAUUGAUUUCGAGGGCUGGCGACAAUGGAAGCAAUCUUCGACGACAGAUGCAACAGUGCACAAACUUCAGAUUACACCAAAGAAAGUAGGAGGAGGAACUGCCGGAGGUGGGGGCUCUACUGCGGACGAUGCGAAUUUGAAUGCAAAGAUUCAACAAAAAAAGGAUGAAGAUGAGAGACGACGGAUUGCUGAGCUAAGUCGAGCAGCUCUGAUGUCUGGGAAAGGUGUGCUGCUUCCCGGGGCCGUGGGACUGAGCAAGGCCCGCAGGUUCUCGACUCUGGACCGAGGCAGUGCUGGUGGUGGUGGAGGAGGAGGAGGUUCUCUGAAUGGACAUGGACCAAGGCGAAGUCAUCCAGCCAUAACAAAGGGUGGGUCAGAUUCCAAUCUCUUGGCUGGGAUGCAGCAAAGUCGAAGUGUAGAGGGCUGGCAGCUACGUGACACGAUUGAUCGCAAAGUGAUUAUGAGUACAGUGGAAGAAAAGGCCUGUGCUUUCUCAAGAAACCUGAGAUGGAAAAGGCUUGAGAUCAAUGAAGCCAACUCUGCAAUGCCUUGCUGGUUUUGUUGGCAGCUAGGACGUAGGACACUUUUAAGAUGCAAGGGACGUUCAAGUCAUAUAUUUAUAUUCUCUACGCCCAUGUUACUAGCUACUGAAACUAAUCACUAA